This is a messenger RNA of Diospyros lotus (date-plum), 2821 nucleotides long. RefSeq lists its product as uncharacterized. Lineage: Eukaryota; Viridiplantae; Streptophyta; Magnoliopsida; Ericales; Ebenaceae. Gene Ontology annotation, molecular function: protein binding. The record is from RefSeq and is a predicted model, not a curated record. The coding region runs from base 373 to 2346 and encodes 657 amino acids. The transcript is spliced from 18 exons.
UUUAGUAAAAGUAAAAAUCUACCACUCUCUCUCUAACAAAUUAAAGAAUUCCAUUCACCUCCCCAAAUCCCUAACUCCAGAGUCGCAUUCGGGGCGAGAAUUCCAAUCAUCUCUUGUCCCCUCCCUCCUCUCCGGCGAAAGCAGAUUCAACUUGUGGCCACAUGUGAGAGUGUUCGAAAUAAGUAGAGAGAGGCAAGACGGAGGCGCGACUGAAAUUGUCAGCCAAUCAUUUGAAUGAGUGCAAUUUGGAGCACCUGGAAAGUCAUUUUGCCAAAAUUCCUUUGGCAUUACAAAAGUUUCUCCAGAAAUCUCCUGUUUGAAUUUAAGGAGUUCCACUUAAAUGGCUUAGUUGAAAAUUCAUGAAUUUUAUAUAUGAUGGGCUCUUGGGACAUGAUGGAGAAUAUGCUGUAUGCUGAGGAGCUUGUGAAGGAGUUCCUUGUUUUUAGAGGGUUCACAACUACCUUGCAAGCUUUUGAGAGAGAGUUAGCAACUGAUAUAGGCAAAGGAUUUCAUGUAGAUAAAAUAUUAGAAUUAGUAUUUUCGGUAUAUAUUCCCCAAUUUCAAAUAGAAAAUUUGAUUGAGGUGCUGAGUUUUUUCAAGCAGUGUUUUUCUUCAUCAUCUGAGAUGGUAUUUCUUUCGACACUAUCAAAAUUGGAGGUCUCUAUUCUUCGAUAUUAUGUGGUUCAUGCCAUAAGAUCUGGAAGAAAGGACAAAGUUGAAGAGCUUUUUGAACAUUAUGGCAAUGACUUGUUGCAAAGAGACCAGGACUGGACAUCAUGGUUUGCACUUCGCUAUCUUAAGAACCCAAGCUCAGAUCCCCAUUUCCGCAUGUAUUUUUCACAAGAAUGGUUUAAUGCCUUGCUCCUUUCGGUUAGGAACUUUUUGAGCGAGAUGUUUAACGGUGCCCGCAUCCCUGCCUUACUGAAGAUCAGUUCCGAAAAGAAUAUGAUCAAUCAUCUUAAAAGAGACAUUAGGCAACUUAAUUAUAAGUUGUCUGAACUUCAGGCUUUGUUGGAGGAAAAGGAGGCUCAGUUACGCAGAUCAAGUCAUACUUCUUCAGCAUCAGAAACUGGAUUGGGUCUGACAAAUAGCACAGCCAGUACUGCAACCGGGACUCUGUUAAACAGUAUGCAUGAAGAAAAUAUUCUUCCUUCCAAGGUUUCUCAGGAGACCUCUGCAUCUGAAAGUGCAAUUCAAACAGAAUCAGCUACUGUUGAGGUUUCUGCAGAUUUGAUCCUAUCUAAGCUUGCUCAGGGUUCAAAUCCCAAAUCAGAUUGCCUAGUUGGAGAUAGUGGGAGGACAAGUGAUAGCCACCAAAUGUUUCAAGCUAGCUUUUGUUCUGAAAAUCGGAAUGAAGAAGAAUUUCUGGAAGUGAAAGUAGUAUUUCAGGAGACAUUCUUGGGCCAUACAAGUCCAAUCAGCCAGUGCCGCUUUUCUGCAUCUGGGAACAAUAUUGCCAGUGCUUCUGUGGAUGGCACAGUCAGGAUAUGGACAUAUGAUUCAUCAACUCCAGCAUCAAGAAAUGCUACCAUCUAUUGUGGGGCAGAGAUUAUGUCACUUGAGUGGGAUUGUAAAUCAGACCGCUUGCUUCUCAUUGGCACUGCUGAUGGAGGAAUUAAAGCUUGGAAUGUUGAUGCAAAAAGAGUUGUUUGUGAUCUUAGCACAAUUGAAGCAUUUCCAAGUGUCUUGGAUCUAAAAUGCAGCCCUGUAGAGCCAAUUUUUGUGUCUGCAGCAGCUUCCAGAAGGCAUGGUACCAAUUAUAUUGAUAAGCUGGGAUUUGCAAAUUUAACUGUCUGGAACAUGAAAACAUGGAAGGCUAUGACAGUCCUCCCUCUUGGUGAGGAUCCUCCAGCAAUGACUUCUUUAUGCUUCAACCAUAAUGGGAAGAUCUUAGCAGCUGCUGCAACAGAUGGAAUGAUUCACAUGUUUGAUAUGUCUGCUGGACUACAAAUUACUGGAUGGCCUGCUCAUGACUCUGCUAUUAGUUCAGUUCUUUUUGGGCCUGAUGAGACCAGCAUUUUUAGCUUGGGGAUAGAUGGAAAGAUAUUUGAAUGGAGCUUGCAAAACCAAGGAAAGGUUCUUUGGUCAGGAAACUGCAGCAGGUUCUGCAAUCUGGAGAAUUCAUUAUACUGCAGACAUGAAAUGGCAUUAGAUGCUAAUGGCAGAAGACUGUUGGUAACAUCUGGUUCAGUUAGAGCACCCAUAUAUCAGGUUAGAGGUCAUACAAAUGGAAUGAAAACCCUUCCUCACAGUGCAGCUAUAACUACUGUGGAUUGGCAUCCAACCUUGCCCAUUUUUUUGACUGGUUCAGCUGAUCACUCUGUCCGUGUGACAUCCAUAUCAUGAAGGUUUGUCCAUCAUUUAUGGAGAAAGCAUGAGUUGGCUAUCGGGUGAAGAACUCAAGGCAAAUGGUAGAGAAUUGUUGAAGUUUGCCUCGAGUUUUGUCCUAGAAGAUAGCAGAACCGGAAAGGAGCAUGAAGGAGUAGUCUCGAUUGAAGAAAUUAGGCAACUAGGGGUUAAUAUGUAAUUUUCCUAAGUUAGUUAGUUGCCUAAGUGUGUCCGUCUCCUCUAUAAAUAAGAGCGCAAGGCGCACGCUGAGGGGGGAUCAUUCUGUGAAGUGCUCUAGUCCUUUGUAUUAUGAGUGCAAGGCAUUGUUCAAGAAAGGAAGAUUGUCUGCAAGUCUUGGGAUUUUUUGGGGGGGAAACAGUGUGGUAUUGUACUCAGGGUUUGUGGGCUAUGAGGGCUAUGAUGUACUGAUCUUUUGUCUGGAAAUAAAGACUACUUGAAGGGGUGUUUGAAGGCUGGAUGUAGGUUUCCUCAA